AGGUCCAACUAAUUAACCUUGAUUGUUAUUUGGUCUUAUCUCCCAACACUCAACCACUCUCUCUAAAUUUCUCUACUCCAGUUUCCCAUACUUUCUCUCCCUCUUUUCCAACAUGGCCGGAACCUCUAGCCUCUCCGGCGGAGUUUCCGGUGAGCCUAAGAAUCUCAGCUCCCCAUUAUUUGACUCGCAGAAAACACCCAAGCCGAAGAGGAACAAGUAUGCUUUCGCUUGUGCUAUUUUAGCUUCCAUGACCUCCAUUCUACUCGGUUAUGAUACUGGUGUGUUGAGUGGAGCAGCAAUGUACAUAAAAAAAGACCUUCGUUUCACGGAUGUUCAAAUCGAGAUCAUCGUCGGCAUCAUCAACAUCUUCUCUCUUAUGGGCUCUUUCCUCGCCGGAAAAACCUCCGACUGGAUCGGCCGGAGAUACACCAUGGUUCUCGCCGGUGCCAUCUUCUUCGCCGGAGCUAUACUGAUGGGCUGCGCCACAAACUUCGCCUUUCUGCUGGUCGGCCGGUUUGUCGCCGGAAUCGGAGUUGGGUAUGCUAUGAUGAUCGCUCCGGUGUAUACCACUGAAGUUGCUCCGACGUCUUCUCGGGGGUUCCUCACUUCUUUCCCGGAGGUUUUUAUUAAUGCCGGAGUGUUGCUGGGUUAUGUAUCCAACUUUGCAUUUGCCAAUCUACCACUUUGGUUAGGCUGGAGAUUUAUGCUGGGAAUUGGAGCGAUUCCUUCGGUUGGCUUGGCGCUUGGUGUGUUGUAUAUGCCUGAGUCUCCGCGUUGGCUUGUCAUGAGGGGUCGGCUUGGGGAAGCAAGGUAUGUACUUGAAAAAACUUCGGACAGCAAAGAAGAAGCUCAGCAAAGACUAGAUGAUAUUAAGGAGGCUGCUGGAAUUCCAGAAGAAUGUAAUGAUGACAUUGUUGAAGUUCCUAAACGUAGCAAAGACGAUGCUGUGUGGAAAGAAUUGUUCCUUCAUCCUACACCAGCUGUUCGUCAUGCUGCUAUUACUGGUAUUGGUAUUCAUUUCUUCCAAAUGGCUAGUGGUGUGGAUGCUGUUGUUUUAUACAGUCCUCGAAUUUUUGAGAAGGCCGGUAUAAAGAGUGAUGACAAAAAGCUACUUGCUACGAUAGGUGUUGGAAUCUGCAAAACACUCUUUGUACUGAUAUCAACGUUUUUGCUAGACAAAGUUGGACGUCGCCCACUAAUGCUUUCAAGUAUGGGGGGCAUGGUAAUUGCUCUACUCGUGCUAUCAGGCUCAUUAAUGGUUAUCAACCACUCGAGUGUUACUGUUCCUUGGGCUGUUGCUGUGGCAAUAGUUGCAUUGUAUAGCUUUGUGUCCAUAUUUUCAAGCGGGAUGGGACCAAUUGCUUGGGUCUAUAGUUCGGAGGUGUUUCCACUGAGGCUUAGAGCCCAAGGUUGUGGCAUCGGAGUGGCAGUCAAUCGUGGUGUUAGUGGCAUUAUCGGUAUGACUUUCAUAUCAAUGUACAAGGCCUUAACAAUUGGUGGUGCAUUCUUUGUAUUUGCUUGUGUUGCAGCUGUUGGAUGGGUGUUCAUGUUCACAUUGUUCCCUGAAACACAAGGAAGAAAUCUUGAAGAAGUUGAGUUAUUGUUCGGUGAUUACUUUGGCUGGAGGAAAACACUGAGGGAAUUGAAGAAGAAGGAAGCCGCAGAAGCUAAGAAUGGCACUCUUGUCGCUUAAACUUUCAGCUGCAGUAGGCUUUUAGUUGGUGUUUUAUUUGUUUAAGGGAAUCAAACCAUACCUACCCAGUUCGCUAAAUCCCAUGUAGGAGUUCGCGUAGGACCUGGGGAUUUGUGUGCGUAAAGGGUGAUUUUAUUAAAACCCUUAGUACUUCUAUAAAAAAUUUAAGACAGUACUGCAAUAUGUUUCUGUGGAACUGGGGAUUUGUUUGUGUUAAGGGUGAUUAUUAAACACCCUGGUACUUCUAUAUGAAAUUUAAAUUAGGACA
Messenger RNA from Daucus carota subsp. sativus, 1961 nucleotides. Its product is annotated as putative polyol transporter 1. Bases 113 to 1693 code for a protein of 526 amino acids. Gene Ontology annotation, cellular component: membrane. Lineage: Eukaryota; Viridiplantae; Streptophyta; Magnoliopsida; Apiales; Apiaceae. Gene Ontology annotation, biological process: transmembrane transport. The record is from RefSeq and is a predicted model, not a curated record. Gene Ontology annotation, molecular function: transmembrane transporter activity. The transcript has 3 exons.